AUGCGGUUUCUCCGAAUUCUCCCAGUUCUCCUCUCCGCGGUGGUGUUCGCGGUACCCGUCGACGACACUAAAGGAGGUAUUCUCAACCCCGCCUGGGAACCUCUGGGGCUUCAGCCAGGUGCCUUGGAACGUCGUGACUAUCCUCACCCAAUAUACUGCAAGAAAUGCGACGAUGCAUAUUACAAAUGUUGGGAACGGUGGCGUGACUCCCUGAUCUGCUCCGGAUAUGCAUGUCAGUCUGACAAGGAGAUCUGUGGAAAACAGCGCUAUGGUUGUGGAUAUUCCUGGGCGUGCCGGGAAACGGAGGAAGGAAAUCAAGGCACACGGGCUAUCCAAGAGGCUCACGAGAAGCGAUCUCUCAACCCAAGCCCCACUGACUCCGAUGCCUCCGAUGCCUCUAUGGGAACCUCUACCGUCAGUGCCGCGGAGCCUCGAGUUGAUCGCGCCCUUUGCGGAAUGUGCGAUGAGGUCUACAAGGCUUGCUUUGCCAAAAGUAGCAGUUCCUAUGAAUACUCUAAAAAGGCAUGCUUUUCUUCUCCGUACUCUUCAGACACGCAUCACACAUGCGGAUACGAGGGGGCCUACAUUCUGCACAGCAUCCCGGACACUGUCAAGCGAGCAGAAGUAGCAGCUCCACCACCGGAUGAGCCAGAAUAUUGCAAAAUCUGCAAUGUCCUUCAUGAGGGUUGCAUGCGCAAAGGUGGUGACGAUUUAGGCUGCACCCAAUUCGUAUGCAGUGCGGUAAUAUGGUGUCGAAUCUCGGCAUUUCGCUGCUUCACGAGCAUUAUGUGUCAGGUGCCGUUCAACCCGACGCAUAUUCCGGAUUCCACGCUGGACGCUCCACGCUAA
This is a messenger RNA of Eremomyces bilateralis CBS 781.70, 849 nucleotides long. RefSeq lists its product as uncharacterized. The record is from RefSeq and is a predicted model, not a curated record. Bases 1 to 849 code for a protein of 282 amino acids. Lineage: Eukaryota; Fungi; Ascomycota; Dothideomycetes; Eremomycetales; Eremomycetaceae. The transcript is spliced from 4 exons.